AUGGCGAUGCCCCAACAGAAAGAGGCUUGUGUCUGGGGGGCCGGUGCCGGGAGGGAGAAGAGGAGGACAAGGGAGACAGAGAGCGAGGAGAGAAGGGGCUUUACUUGCACACCAUGCACACACUAUGGACUUGACAAGAAAGAAGAAGAAGAGAGGAAAUCAAGUCAGGGGAUCGAAGAAAAAACAGACUCAGACUGUCAACUGUCUUCACACCCAAAAUAUGGUAAGAUUAUGAAGUGA
Messenger RNA from Xyrichtys novacula (pearly razorfish), 240 nucleotides. The record is from the annotation of a GenBank genome assembly. NCBI's taxonomy places the organism in Eukaryota, Metazoa, Chordata, Actinopteri, Labriformes, Labridae.